This is a messenger RNA of Ylistrum balloti, 1845 nucleotides long. RefSeq lists its product as uncharacterized. NCBI's taxonomy places the organism in Eukaryota, Metazoa, Mollusca, Bivalvia, Pectinida, Pectinidae. The record is from RefSeq and is a predicted model, not a curated record. The transcript is spliced from 8 exons. Bases 1 to 1845 code for a protein of 614 amino acids.
AUGUCAGAUAGCGCUCCCGCUAAUGAUACUGCAGUUGUUGAUGGUGUUAUUGAAAUACCUGCAGGUGUUUUCGAUAAUUCUCUAAAUGACACCAUAGAACUACCAUCAAUAAGUGAUAUCAUUGAUACAGUUACCCCUGAAAACCAAAUUGACGCUGUUCCAUCUGAAAACCAAAUUAAUGCGGUUCCCUCUGGAAACCAGAUUGACGCAGCUCCAUCUGGUGACCAAGUAGAUGUUGUUUCCUCUGGAAACCAAGCUGAUUCAGCUCCCUCUGGAAACCAAGUAAAUGUUGUUCCAUCUGGAAGUCCAGUUGAUGCCGUUCCCUCUGGUAACCAAGCUGACACAGGUCCUUCAGGUGACCAAGCAGCAAUCCUUUCUGGUGACCAAAUCGACGCGGGUGCCCCCGAUGUUCAAAUUGACACAGGUUCUUCAGGAAACCAAGUUGAUUCAGUUCCUACAGGUAACCAAAAAGACGUUGCUGUAACUAAUACUGAGGUCGUAGAAGGCACAGAAUUAUCAUCGGCACAUAACAUCGAAACAAUCGGAAGUGACCUGGUCACCGGAAAUGUCGUCAAGGACACGGAUUUGUUGUUUUCUGGACCAUAUGUUACAUUAGAAGAAGUUAAUGCCGAUAAGGAUAAACUAUAUGAUUCAGACCUGUGUAGAAAUCCUGAAAUUAAAUCCUAUGAAAAUGGCCUUAAUGAUAACUGCCGUGCAUUUUGGUCAUGUGAAAGAGGACAUUCUGUUCCGGUAUGUUGUGAGAAGUUUUUCUCCUACAGGUCUGGUCGAUGUGUAGAAGACAGUAACUGCACGACCGAAUGUCCUGACCCCUGUCAGAACAUAGACAUCAUCUCGUACCCGAACGACCUCAAUUGUCGUAGUUUCUACGAAUGUCAUGAAAAGAAGUCCAAAUCCAUGUGCUGUGCUGAAGGACAAUCAUUUAUGAAUGGAACUUGUGUUGAUGAUGACGUGUGUAUUAUGCCGUGUCCAGUAGAUGCUAUACAAUUAGAGAGACAGGAAGUCACCGCAGUAACAAUACAGCCCUCUCCAAAUCCUGACUGUUCUCUUGAAGCGGUCGGUACGGGAUCCUUUCAGUCCAUUGGUAAUACAAACAAAAACCACGUGAUGUCUUGUCCUGGAAACCUUGUCUUCAGUGUUAAGAAGUGUACUUGUGACUUUCCUACAGCAGAUGUUUUAGACACUCUACCCAGAGAAUGCAAACCGGAAGUAUGCGUCGACUUUGAGCAGGUCAUGAAUCCAGUUAAAGUAGAAAACCAUAAUAACGUUGACAUUAGUGGUGGGCGUGGUCAUUUUAAUGGUGGAUCAUACCUGGCUAUUCCAAUGUAUUCAUUCAAUGAACGUUUCUCAAAGAAAAUGAACAUAAAAAUGUUGUUUAAGUCUAAACCUGGGAUGGGACAAGAUCGACAAGUGCUUAUUUCUAAUUGUCGAACCGUGAUAUCAGCCAGAGGUUCACGACUUUCGCCUUCCUUGGCCAUUAUUAUUGAUAAAUCCAUUGGAAGACACUAUGUGAUAUUCUUAGGUACUACGAAGAAUAAUGGAAAUGCUAGUAUUGCACAUACGUUUCAGCCUAACCAGUGGACAUCCUUGGAACUGUUGUUUGACGGACAGAGACUCACGGCAUCUACAAACACGAUUGAUUAUGACACAGGAACAUCCAUAGAAAGACAGUUCGAUACAAAGGAACUCACUGGUGAACUGAAAGUAGGGUUAGAGUCACUGAAAAUUGGAAAAUGCUUAGACCAAGACGGCUUUCAUGGUGAAAUGGACAAUGUUUGCAUUGGUGACUGUUUGAAUGGUAAAUUUUCCGGAAGUCCUCCAGUGUGA